UUGGAAACUGAAUUUGGGAUACGAGAAACUGCAGUAGCAGCAGUGACUAGGCUUUGGCGUUAGGGGGCAGGACACCCCCAGGUAUGCCCUCUGCCUAGUGAUGCAUUCUGCUUACUGCUGGGAAAAUUAAGGGUGCAUUCUAAAGACUUCCAGAUUUUUCCAGGGCAUUAUGAUAGUAUGAUAACACUGAAAAACAGUUUUACUUCUACUUAUGUGAAUUACUGGCAUGAGCACUGAGGUGUACUCAGGCAGUACGGAAAUGAGCUUUUUAUCAGUUUCUUACCAGAUCUUGAUUGAACAGUGACGCAACAAUUUCUGUUUAUCAAAGCUCAGAGUACAUGCACUGUAUCCAUGGGUCUGUGCAAUCAUUCACACCAUCUCCAGUGGAGUAUCAUGCCUCGGGGCUCAUAUCCAACUCACCGGCACUGUCAGGGAGUUACAGCAGCGGCAUCUCUUCGCUCAGCCGGUGUAGUACAUCAGAGACAUCAGGCUUUGAAAGCCAAGGCAGCGAACCAGCAGUGACUGUACCAAGCUACAGCAUUUCUGAGGAGCCUGUGAGAAAAGAAAGUAAAACCCCACCACCUUACAGCGUGUAUGAGCGGACUUUGAAACGACCCGUUCCUCUACCUCACAGCCUCUCCAUCCCGCCCGCCGCAGACCCUCCGGCACUGCCACCCAAGCCACAGCUGGUUCGGCCAAACAACCUGGAAAACAGCAGCAGGAGGACUGAGCAGGUUCCCCGGCCCAGGCCUCUGCCCCGCAAAGUCUCUCAGCUAUGAGAAGCCACUUUUAUAUUUAACUGCAAUGCAUUCUUUACUGUUUAAGAAAUAAUAUUUUUAAAAAUUGUAAAACUCGUUUAGUUAGGCACUUUAAUAUUUUGUCCAUCUUUUCUUUUGAGUAAUUUUGAAAUGCUUAUUAAUACUACGUUGCACAUUUGAAAUAAAAUUACUAAUUUAGUUUGCCAUAUAUUAUAGGAAGCAUGAAUGAGAGGAUUUUUUWAAAUUUCAUGGUGGUGAAUAUGGAUAAAUGCUUUUAUUUGUGCUUUAUUUUUAUUUAAAAAUUAAAUCUAAAACCAUACAACUCUCGUCUGAGUUAGCUGAAUGCUUCUUGCAAAAUGCAGAAUAUACUGACUGGAUCUUUACUACUAGAAA
Messenger RNA from Malurus melanocephalus (red-backed fairy wren), 1151 nucleotides. RefSeq names its product dedicator of cytokinesis protein 4-like. The record is from RefSeq and is a predicted model, not a curated record. The coding region runs from base 339 to 779 and encodes 146 amino acids. The transcript has 2 exons. NCBI's taxonomy places the organism in Eukaryota, Metazoa, Chordata, Aves, Passeriformes, Maluridae.